AUGUCUCUUGAUGUUGUAGCAGGAAUGGUGUCUGCUUGUAAGAACAUCAUUGCUGAGCUUAACCGUGGAGACAAACUGGAUGGUGAUAAUUAUGAUAUAUGGUAUCGUAAAGUCCAGUACGUCCUCGAGGAGCAAGAAAACAGCAUCGCUCGCAUCACAUUGCUGAGUUGUAUGCAAGAUGAUCUCAUGUGUGAGUUUGAAGAGUAUGAAACUGCAAAAGGCAUGUGGGAGGCCUUGAAAGAAAAGUUUGGUGCUACUUCAGCAACCAAACUUAGGAGACUCAAUCAAAGGUUUGGUGUUAAGAGCAUUGGACAAUCCUUUGUAAUUCUGUCUCUAUAUGUUGACGACAUCUUAUUGGCUGGAAAUGAUAUGGAGUUUCUUAUAACCAUUAAACAAUGGUUAUCAUCUCAUUUUGAGAUGAAAGAUAUGGGAGAAGCUGAAUACAUACUUGGUGUUAAGAUACACCGAGACCGAUCAAGGAAAUUACUAGUUCUUUCUCAAGAGUCUAGCAGCUUGAUGUAUGCUAUGAUGUGCACUCGGCCGGAUAUUUGUUAUGCGGUUGGCUUGGUAAGUCGUUACCAGUCAAAUCCCGGGGAGAAACAUUGGAUGGCAGUGAAGAGGAUCCUUAGAUAA
Microthlaspi erraticum is the source of this 633-nucleotide messenger RNA. Lineage: Eukaryota; Viridiplantae; Streptophyta; Magnoliopsida; Brassicales; Brassicaceae. The record is from the annotation of a GenBank genome assembly.